AUGGGCCUCUGGGCCAGAAAGCGCGAUCAGUUUUCGAAUGGCUCGCUAAUGAAUAGUCCAGUUUUCAACACGUCCUCCAUCGUCAUCAAGCAUCUACUACAGCGCAAGGCUUACCGCAGCGAAGAGCGUGAUGUCAGACGCAACCCAUCGCGGGUCGCCAAUCAUUGUCACGAGAUAGCGAAGUAUCCCACCAUGCGAGGGACGCGCCGCUUACAAUGGGCUUGGUCAGGAUUUGCUUUCGCAUUCUAUGCCCAUGCUGAGCGCUGGUUGACGACUUCCGCACAAGAAGGCUAUGACCUGGAAAGCACGAGUACAAUUCAGGUUGCGAUUAUCGAAGAGUUAACCAUGGUGACGAUUAAGGAUCUCUCCGUUCGCAAACUCGACAGUCGAGCAAGCUUGAGCCGCGAUGAGCGCGCCAAGGGACGACUCGUCAGCAGGACGCGAGACCGGCCGCAUGGAUGGCCAAGCGUUGGAUACGAGCUAAGCAGAAGAAAGUCGCUACCAUUCGACGAGUUCAAAUACGCUAGGGUUUAUUUGGAAUAA
Aspergillus calidoustus is the source of this 543-nucleotide messenger RNA. NCBI's taxonomy places the organism in Eukaryota, Fungi, Ascomycota, Eurotiomycetes, Eurotiales, Aspergillaceae. The record is from the annotation of a GenBank genome assembly.